GAGCUGUCACACUGACACAAAUCCUUAUCAUCCUGUUGAACGAGGCUGUUUUUAAGUUUGUCAGGACAAUGUCUGUUUGGGGCAACAGUAAGACUUCCAGCUUUUUACGUCAAGACCAAACAGAGUCAUAUUAAUCUGGAUUGUUCAAAUAUUUUCCUGUGACUGCCAUGCACUGUGUUUUCUCAGACGCAGCUUGCACCUUGGUCUUUUCUGGGCUGUUAACAACCAGAAAUGUUUAUUCUCCCCAGUGUCUCACCUAUGCAAAUGUUCCACAGGAAAGUAUGUGAGUACAGUAGAAUGUAAAUAUUGAAUCCGCUUUGAGACACCGAUCAUUAACUUGUAGAACAAACACUGACACUUGCCUAACAUGCAGAUAUAUUUAGGAAACACAAUAUUUGCUGCCUGUCUUCUUUUCUUCCUUCCUUCUUUUCCUGUCACGUUGCUCCCCCUCUCCUCUCCUCUCCUCUUUCUUGAAAGCAUCGUGAACGCGCUCUGAAGGCUGCUAUUAAAUGGGCGGACCUGGUAGGCGCGGUCACGUCCACGGCGGCUCGGGUGGUUUUGACUGUCACAUAAAGGUGCACGUCCCAUCGGCCGACCGCCGAAACUCUGUCUCUGCUCUCCGUGAGACCGGAUCGGACCGACACCGGGGAUCGGAACCAGCGCCAUUUACACCGCGCCUGGUGGUAAUAAGGAAAACACAUGAGAGCAGCGUACAUCCACUGCUGACACCACCUACAGUCAAAGGCGAGGGGGAGCCCGUCAGGUCCAGGCGCACAGAGAUCAUGGCCUCCCAGUCAACUCACAUCCCUUCCGACAAGCGCUUCAUCAUCUUCUUUGACUUUGAUGAGACCAUCGUGGAUGAAACCAGCGACGACAUGGUAGUGCAGGCCGCCCCGGGGCAUCACCUCCCGGGCUGGCUGAAGGACACCUACCAUCCCGGCCGCUACAACGAGUACAUGCAGCGCGUGCUGGCCUACCUGGCGGAGCAGGGCGUCACUGAGAGUGACAUGCGCACCAUCAUGGAGAAGUUACCGACCACCCCCGGCAUGCUCACCCUCUUCCAGUUCCUUCGCGCCCGGCCCCCACAGGACUUUGAGGUGGUGUUGGUGUCCGACGCCAACACCUUCUUCAUCGAGUCCUGGCUCCGGCGCACCGGGGCCCGCCAGCUCUUCCACCGGAUCUUCACCAACCCGGCCACCUUCAACAAGGACGGCCGUCUGGUGAUGCGGCCCUUCCAUUCCCACGACUGCCCGCGGUGUCCCGACAACAUGUGCAAGCAAGUGGUCAUCAGGGACUAUGUGGCCCGCAGGACGCAGGAAAGGGGCCGUCCGUACCAGAGGAUCUUCUACGUGGGGGACGGAGCCAACGACUUCUGCCCAGCACUCGCUCUCGGACCCCGGGACGUGGCUUUCCCACGGCGAGAUUUCCCCAUGCACCGGUUGAUCACGGAGACCCAUGAAGCCAUGCCAGGGGAAUUCAAGGCGGUCACGGUCCCUUGGGUUAGCGGGGAGGAUGUGGUGCAGAGGCUGAGGAAGCUGGUGGCAGAGUAAAGAGGCAGAGGCAGAGAUUAAAGGGCCAGUUGGCAUUUUUAGUCACAUUCUCAGGUAAAACAGUCCCAGAAACUAAUGUCCAAGGCAAUAAAAUCAUUUGUACUGUCAGUGAAAAUAAAUAGUGUGUGUCUGGCGUCCAGCCUGCACGUGUCUUAGUCCAGCUUCUCACCUUUUGUCCCAGAGGUCACUCUCAAACCAUGCAGAGGCCCAGGCUCAGCAGGUUACUGAUUAUGGAGACCUGCCCAAAGAAAGAAAAUCAGUGACAAAUUCAAUGAUUUAUUUUAGGAAGUUUCAGGGAAUUAACAUAAUAAAUAUCCUUCAAUAAGAUUUGUUGCUUUUCAGUGUUAAACUGUGUCAGUAGGAAAAUCUGUGUGAAAUCUGUGAAAGUUUAUUUGAAAUAUUUAAAAAAAAAUAUUAUGGACAUCUAUGUCAACCAAGUUACUUUCAAUUAAUAAUUAUGAGUGUGUUUUUCUCACAAACUGCACUUUUUUGAAUAUUAAAUAUUAAAUUAUAGUCUAAGUGGAUCAAAAAAAAAUAAAAAUAACACUGCCAUCUGAUGGCAAUGACUAUUCCAACACAUUUUUAUGAUCAACAAGCUCCUCAGAGAAUAUACAGUAUGUCUAAUUUCACAAAUGUAUGACAAUGUUGUAAAAGUGUUUUGUUUGUUUGUUUGACUUGUGUAUCAGUCUGUUGUGGGUUUACUGUGUAGGCCAGGCCUACUGUAUUAACACCAGCAGGAAUAAAGCCAUCAACUGAAA
Messenger RNA from Larimichthys crocea (large yellow croaker), 2308 nucleotides. It is a transcript of the gene phospho1, whose product is annotated as phosphoethanolamine/phosphocholine phosphatase 1. The transcript is spliced from 3 exons. The coding region runs from base 510 to 1550 and encodes 346 amino acids. Lineage: Eukaryota; Metazoa; Chordata; Actinopteri; Sciaenidae. The record is from RefSeq and is a predicted model, not a curated record. Gene Ontology annotation, molecular function: phosphatase activity.